Molecule: messenger RNA, 518 nt
Organism: Dictyostelium discoideum AX4
Lineage: Eukaryota; Evosea; Eumycetozoa; Dictyosteliales; Dictyosteliaceae
Exons: 1
Source: RefSeq, a predicted model, not a curated record
AUGACUGCUCUCUCAACCUACGAGAAAAACAACGGAUUCUACCCAAUUACACUCGAAUUCCCCAAAAUGGAUCUCAUGGGGUUAGAAGAAAUGAGAAAAACACUCUCAAACUACGAUAUCCCAAUCGACAAGAUAUACAUAGGCAAAGGAACUAGAAAAACGAUCCACCUGAUGAUUAAAAACGAACAAUCUCUCCUAAAUAUCAUUAGAGAUAGAAGCAAAUUGGGAACCUUCAUCACCUCCAGUAGAGACUACCACGUCCUCACAGGAAGAGUAAGAAUUCCAAGAGAAAAGGCAGGAAUAGUGGACGCCCUCAUCAAAACUGCCUUUGCAGAAGAAAUACCCUAUGCAAUAUACCAUACUAUAUACUCCACCGACCACCUCCUAGUAUUCGGUCUAAUAGAAUGCAAAAUAGGCGAUCAAAUGAAAUCUGGCCAACACAAUACAGAAAUCGCCAACUUUACCAUCAGAACGGCCACCAAAACCUACUCCUCACAAAAGAAAAAUAAGAAAGUAGA